AUGGCAAAUAAGAACCCAACAGCUGCUACCGCAUUUAGUAAUGCAAAACAUGUUGAGCCAGAAUCUGAUCUCUCCACGAAUACAACUGUAAAUCGACGUAUGAACAUGCAAAGAACGCAAAAUGUCGUUUUAAUUUGGUUAGACAACAAUAUUGAUGAUAAUAAUGCCGAUCGCAGUAAUACAAUCAAGCAAUUAAAACGUGUAGUUAACAACGUAAACACAUUUACAGAUAGUGAACAAUGCGUUGAAUUUAUUCAAACCAUUACCGACAACAAAAUAUGUAUGAUUAUCUCCGAGUCACUUGGGAAACAUGUUGUGCCUCAUGUGCAUAAUAUGUCCCAAGUACACAGCAUUUUUAUUUUUUGUAAUAAUCAAGAAUGUGAUAAACAAUGGGCUACAGAAUCGCCUAAAAUAAAAGGAGUCUUCUCAGAUAUAACAUCAAUCUGCGAAGCUCUUAAACAAACUGCUUUCCAAUGUGAGCAAAAUGCCAUCUCCAUCAGCUUUGUGGCACCAAACAAAAAGUUAGAUCAAUUAGAUCCAUCAUUCAUGGAUACUCAGAUCUUGAAAGAGAUCCUAUUAACCAUCGACUUCGAAGAUGAACAUGUUAAAGAAUUUAUUACUUAUUAUCGUGAUGCAUUUGUCGAAAAUGAGUAUGAAUUACAUAAUAUUGAAAAAUUGGAACGUGACUAUCAUAAACAAACACCUAUUUGGUGGUAUACUUAUGAAUAUUUCUUAUAUUCGACGCUCAAUCAAGCAUUAAGAUUAAUGGAUGUUGAUAUUAUUGUUCGAAUGGGUUUCUUUAUUAAGGAUUUACAUCGUGAUAUUCAACGACUUCAUUCGGAACAAUUUCAUGGUCAACAAUCUGGUGAAACAUUAACAGUUUAUCGUGGACAAUGUCUUUCAAAAGAAAAUUUCACCGAAAUGACAAAAACUAAAGGUGGACUUCUUCGAUUUAAUAACUUUUUAUCGACUAGUACAAGUCCUGGUGUUUCUCUCUGUUUCGCACCACAAGCUACUACAAAUCCUGCUCUUGUUGGAGUCUUAUUUGUUAUGUCAAUCAAUCCUACUCAUUCAACAACACCAUUUGCUUCUGUUAGUGAUGUUAGUUAUUUUCAUACAGAAGAUGAAGUUCUCUUCUCUAUGCAUACCAUUUUUCAGAUUGGAGAUAGUAAACCGAUAGAUGAAAAUAAUUAUCUAUAUCAAGUGAACCUAACACUGACCAAUGGCAACGAUCCAGACCUUCGUACCCUUACUGAUCAGAUACGGCAGGAGACCUUUCCAGGUGAAGAAGGAUGGUACAGAUUGGGAUUAUUACUGAUGAAAAUGGGUCAGUCUAACAAGGCUCAAGAAGUUUAUGAAGUUUUACUUCAUCAAGCAACGAAUGAGAAUGUCAGGGCAAAUAUUUAUCAUCAACUAGGUUGUAUCAAAGAUAGUCAAGGAGAAUACCAAGAAGCGCUAACAUAUCAUAAAAAAUCACUUACUAUCGAUCAAAAAACACUUCCUUCCAAUCAUACUGAUUUGGCUAACUCGUACAUGGGUAUCGCUAACGGGUACUACAGCAUGGCUGAUUAUUCAAAAGCACUUUCUAUUUAUGAAAAAGCCCUUGCAAUUCGACAACAAUCACUACCACUCAAUCAUCUCCAUUUAGGAGAUUCCUAUAACAGAAUCGGCAUUGUAUACGACAGCAUGGGUGAUUAUACAAAAGCACUUUCUUAUUAUGAAAAAGGCCUCGAAAUUCGACAAGAAUCACUUCCUUCCAAUCACCCUGAUUUGGGUGCUUCCUAUAAUAACAUCGGGUUCGUGUAUUAUAACAUGGGUGAUUAUCCCAAAGCACUUUCUUAUUACGAGAAAGAUGUUGCAAUUCUACAACAAUCACUUCCAUCCACUCAUCCUGAUUUCGGCGAUUCUUAUACUAACAUCGGUUUGGUGUAUUGCCAAAUUGGUGAUUAUACAAAAGCACUUUCAUCUCAUGAGAAAGCCCUUACAAUUCGACAACAAACACUUCCUACCAAUCAUCCAGAUUUAGGUACUUCCUAUAUCAACAUUGGUAGUGUGUAUUAUAGGAUGGGUGAUUAUUCAAAAGCACUUUCUUAUUAUGAAACAGCCCUCGCAAUUCAACAGCGAUCACUUCCUUCUAAUCAUCCUGAUUCGGGUGCUUCUUACAUAGGCAUCGGUUUGGUGUAUGACAGCAUGGGUGAUUAUCCAAAAGCACUUUCUUAUAAUGAAAAAGCCCUUACAAUUCGACAACAGUUACUUCCUUCGAAUCAUCCUGAUUUGGGUGCUUCCUAUAACAACAUCGGUGCGGUGUAUGAGAAUAUGGGCAACUACUCAAAAGCUCACUCAUUUUAUGAACGUGCUGUAGAAAAUGGGCAACAAUCAUUACCAUCAAACCAUCCAACUCUUCAACAACGGAGAAAAAACCUCGAAAACAUGAAAAAGAAAUUAUAA
Molecule: messenger RNA, 2448 nt
Organism: Adineta steineri
Lineage: Eukaryota; Metazoa; Rotifera; Eurotatoria; Adinetida; Adinetidae
Source: the annotation of a GenBank genome assembly